GGAUCCCAUUUCGACACCGACAUGAGGACUCGCUAGACUAGCGACUCAAUGCGUUAUGCGCGGUGGACAGCCAUCGUCCCCAGGUCCCUGACCCGCGCGAUUUACAGACUCGAUCCAUUCUCAAAAACCAUGGCGACGGGGCGCACGUACAAUGAUGCCAUCGACGCCCUCAACUCCCUCCAGACGCCCUACGCCGUGAUCGAGGCCCGCCGCAAGGCCGGCAUCCGGCCCGAUGCCGCCUCGGUCCGUGAGAUGCGCGCCUAUCUGGCCCGCAUCGGCUACGCCCCGCGCGACCUUGACCGCCUCAACAUCGUACACGUCGCCGGCACCAAGGGCAAGGGCAGCACCUGCGCCUUUGUCGACUCGAUCCUCGCCCGCUACCAGCAAAAGGGCGGCCCACCGCACCGCGUCGGGCUGUUCACCUCGCCGCAUCUGAUCGCCGUGCGCGAGCGCAUCCGCAUCAAUUCGGUACCCAUCUCGGAGGAGCUGUUUGCGAAGUACUUUUUCGAGGUGUGGGACCGGCUGGAGGAGAACAAGGACGUCGCUGCGGACGCGGCGGUGUCGGGGAGCAAGCCCAUCUACGCGCGGUAUCUGACGCUCAUGAGCUACCAUGUGUUUCUGUCCGAGGGCGUCGAUGCGGCCGUGUACGAGACGGGUAUUGGCGGCGAAUUCGACGCGACGAACGUUGUGGAAAGGCCGGUCGCGAGCGGCAUCAGCACGCUCGGUAUUGACCACGUCUUUGUACUGGGCGACACAGUCGAUAAAAUCGCAUGGCACAAGGCGGGCAUCAUGAAGCCUGGUAGCCCGGCCUUUACCAUCGAGCAGGUACCGGAGGCUGCCGAGGUGCUCAAGAAGCGGGCGGUAGAGAAGGGGGUUGACCUGAGGUUUCUGGACAUUGACCCCCGACUUGUGGACGUGAAAAUUCGCCCAGGUGCAACUUUCCAGAAGAAGAAUGCGACGCUGGCGGUUGCCCUGGCGGGAACGGCUUUGAAGAGGUUGGAUCCUUCCUUCUCACCAAGACCCGACGCGCUGCCGCAGGAGUUUGUCGACGGCUUAGAGCAAGUCGUCUGGCGCGGCAGGUGCGAGGUCAAGGACGAAGACAGCGUCGUCUGGCACGUGGACGGGGCACACACAGUCGACAGUCUGAAGAUGGCGGCCCGCUGGUUUGUCGGCGAGUGUGCCAACCGGAGCGAAGCAGGACCCAAAGUGCUCAUCUUCAACCAGCAGGGCCGCACCGAGGCGGUCGACUUCCUUGACGGGCUCUGCAACACGGUGAAGAACGCCGACCCAGCCGGGAAGGGGUUCGAGCAUGUCAUUUUCUGCACUAACGUCACGUAUGCCGCAACGGGGUACAAGAGAGGUAUGUGUCAGCUGUCCGACGUUGCGCGCGCAGAUGCUAAUAGUGCAGACUUUGUGAACCGUCAGCACAACCCCGCGGAUAUCGCAAACAUGACGCAGCAGCGCGUGUUCGCCGAGAGGUGGAAGACCCUCGAUCCCUCGGCCAACAUCAUGCUCAUCCCCAGCAUCGAGGAGGCGCUUAACACGGCCCGCAGCCUCGCAGAGAAGGAGGGCGAAAAGAAAGCACAGGCUCUCAUCACGGGUAGCUUGCACCUGGUAGGAGGCGCCCUGGGCAUCCUAGAAGGCGCCGAUGCACUCUAGAUUGGUGGUAAAAGUUGGACAGACGGGCUCGUCUUCAUCGACUAGCCCGUGGUUUACCUCGUAUUCAACUGUACAGGUCAGCUUCACAGCAUGGAAUGGAGUUCAGGUCAUCUAGAUUGGAGACAAGUUUUCAACUUGCUCGAUGGUCUUGAGCACGGCGCCCACCAGGUGGAAGCUCCCUGUGACAAGCACCUUGCAUGUCUUGCCGUUUUUCCUCGCCUGGGUCGCGAUGUGUCUGACGUGCUCGACUGCGGGUUGAACCGCGUCAUACACGACUGUUUUCGUUGCUGGUUCGACUUUCCGC
Molecule: messenger RNA, 1963 nt
Organism: Parathielavia appendiculata
Lineage: Eukaryota; Fungi; Ascomycota; Sordariomycetes; Sordariales; Chaetomiaceae
Product: putative folylpolyglutamate protein
Exons: 2
Coding region: 130-1659 (509 amino acids)
Biological process (GO): tetrahydrofolylpolyglutamate biosynthetic process
Cellular component (GO): cytoplasm; mitochondrion; cytosol
Molecular function (GO): tetrahydrofolylpolyglutamate synthase activity; ATP binding
Source: RefSeq, a predicted model, not a curated record